CUAUUAUUAAUUAAUAAUAAAAAUACCAUUCCCUAAGAAGUUUCCUCAUUUUCACGUAUAUAAAAGGGUUUAGUCAUCGUUUAAACUUCAAACCCAAAAAUAUUCCAACAAAAAAAAAAAAAAACAUUUUCACCUAAUUCAUUCUGCAUUCAAAAUCUUGAACAUGGAUUAUUCAUCUUCAUGGGAUGAGCUUCUUUUUCACCAUAAUUCUCUUCCAUUUAACGUUAAUGACACCGAAGAUAUGUUCCUUUUUAAUCUCGUUAAAGAAUAUUCAGGAGAAACAACUAACUCUUCCUCUAGCUCAGAAGAGGUAACUUCAUGCGAAUUAUUACCCGAAAAAGAAAAGAAUUAUAGAGGUGUAAGAAAGAGGCCAUGGGGUAAAUUUGCUGCUGAAAUUCGUGAUUCUACAAGGAAUGGUGUUCGAGUUUGGCUUGGAACAUUCGACAGUGCUGAAGAAGCUGCUUUGGCUUAUGAUCAAGCUGCAUUUGCAAUGAGGGGUAUGAUGGCGAUACUUAAUUUCCCUGUGGAGAUAGUGAAGGAGUCUUUAAAUGAAAUGAAGUGUAGAUUUGAUGAGAGUUGUUCGCCGGUUAUUGAACUGAAGAAGAGACAUUCCAUGAGGAGAAAGACAGUUAGUAGAAGAAAUAAAGCAAGAAAAAAUGAUUUGUCCAAUAAUGUUGUUGUGUUUGAAGAUUUGGGUGCUGACUAUUUGGAGGAAUUAUUGAGUUCUUCAGAAAGUAUCCCAAAUUGGUGAUUAUUAUCCCCUGUUUCUGAGCAGUAAAAGCUACUGCUCUGUUUAUAUAAUCUUGAUUUUUUUUUUUUAAUUUGAAAAUUUUAUUACAUAGGGGUAGGGAAAGGGGAAAUAGGGAGGUGAUUACAAGAUCACUAAUAAGUGAAAGUUCAGGUAAUCAAUCAACUGAGCUACUAAGGUCUCAUUUGUUUUUAUUAAGAUUAUGACGGCUGAAUCUGAAUGAACGUCUGAAUGAUUAAGAUGUUGUCUUUAGAUCUGAACGCUAAAUGUUAAAAUUGUUUAUUUUUCAAUAUCUGAAUGUGCAUAACAUAUUUAUUUAAGGGAUAAUUUCAGAGACCUCCCUCAAGGUUUCGUUUCGUUUCACUCACUUCCCCUUUAGUUUACGCUAUUACGCUUAACUCUCUUAUUUUUUUUUUUAACAAUUCUUUUAACCUAUUUAUUAUUAAUAUAAAAAAUCAUAGUUUGACUAGUUUACCCUUUUUAAUAUUAAACCCUUUUAAUUAAUUAUUUCUUUUGGAAUAUCUUCUCUGCUACAAGUUCUUUAAAAAUAAAAAGGAAAUCCCUUUUACUCAAAGCCCUCCCUAAUUUUCUCUUCUAAUAUUUGUUCCAUGUUCUUCAUCCUCUUCCUCAUUUCUCAAUCGCGUCAGUU
Molecule: messenger RNA, 1397 nt
Organism: Lycium barbarum (goji berry)
Lineage: Eukaryota; Viridiplantae; Streptophyta; Magnoliopsida; Solanales; Solanaceae
Product: ethylene-response factor C3-like
Exons: 1
Coding region: 164-751 (195 amino acids)
Biological process (GO): ethylene-activated signaling pathway; regulation of DNA-templated transcription
Molecular function (GO): DNA binding; DNA-binding transcription factor activity
Source: RefSeq, a predicted model, not a curated record